AUGGCAUUCGUCUAUGGUCUUGAUCACUUGGAACCGGCCUUUUCUGACCGGCCUGUACCAUACAUCAGCUACGGCCUCCAUUUCGACGAAGCCUGCAAACACCAUAUCGAAAACACAUUCCAAGCCAGCCGCGUGUACAUUAUCGCCUCUAGAUCAUUGUCGUCCAACACAUCAGCCCUGAAGCGCCUGCAAGAUGCCCUUGGAGACAAAGUCGUCGGUGUCAGGAUCGGCAUGACCCCACAUACCCAUUGGAACGAAGUACUUGAAGUGGCGCAGGACGCGGCGCCCAAGGACCCGGACUGUAUCGUGACGCUGGGUGCAGGCUCGCUCACCGAUGCGGCCAAAGUAGUAUCAUGGAUGCUAGCAAACGACAUCACCACGUCGGAAGGAAUGGAGAAGUUGUCCUCGGCCACAAAGGGGUCCUCAUCUGCCUUCAAGCCGCCCAAAAUCCGCCACAUCGCCAUUCCCACCAGCCUGUCUGGCGGCGAAUACCAGGCCAGGGCGGGCGUGACGCGCGACGACGGCAGUGAUCUCAAAAGACCAUUCUUCCCGCCACCGCGCAAUCCUAGCUUAGUAGUUCUCGACCCGGAAUUGACUACCACCACUCCGCAACGGAUCUGGCUCAGCACGGGCGUCCGGGCCGUCGACCACUGCGUCGAAACGCUGUGCAGUCUUCUGUCGAACCCGAGCGGCGACGCGGACGCCGAGAAGGGGUUGUUGAAACUUGUCCCGUCCCUGAUCCGUACGCAUCGCGACCCAGGCGAUCUCGAUGCCCGGUUCGAAUCGAUGAGGGGCGUCACUGAGGCCAUGAGCGCCGUCAGCAGCGGAGUACCGCUGGGCGCCAGUCACGGCAUUGGACACCAACUCGGUCCAUUGGGCGUCGGGCACGGCGAAACGAGUUGUAUUUUGCUGCCGGCCGUGUGUAAAUGGAACGCUAGGGCCGGGGCCAACGUCGAGCGUCAGGAGUACUGCAAGAACGUCCUGCUCAGGUCACCCGUCGUCAAGGAGGUGCUGCUGGCCAGAUAUGGUUCCGGAGAGCACAACAAACUUGAUGGUCUCGAUCUAGGUGACGUGCUGGACGCCAUUUUCAGGGAUCUCGGUAUGCCCCGGACAUUGAAGGAUGUUGGGGUCGGAAGGGAUAAGUUGGAUGCCUUGGCGGAGAACAGUCUGCGAGAUCAUUGGUGUCAGACCAAUGCGAAACCUCUCACGGAGAAAGCUCAGGUCUUGGAGCUCCUGGAAACGGUAGUAGAGUGA
Capronia coronata CBS 617.96 is the source of this 1254-nucleotide messenger RNA. Its product is annotated as alcohol dehydrogenase. Lineage: Eukaryota; Fungi; Ascomycota; Eurotiomycetes; Chaetothyriales; Herpotrichiellaceae. Gene Ontology annotation, molecular function: metal ion binding; alcohol dehydrogenase (NAD+) activity. Bases 1 to 1254 code for a protein of 417 amino acids. Gene Ontology annotation, cellular component: mitochondrion. The transcript has a single exon. The record is from RefSeq and is a predicted model, not a curated record.